AUGAAAACACUCGGUUGUUUUCAAUUCUUCACGGCAUGGUUAAGACCUGAUCAUGGGAACCUCGGCGACUCUCAAAUCUAUGAGUCAUGCCCUUUGACCUAUCCCCCUCUGUCAUUCCCCGCCCCAUUCUCUCCCCAUAUAAGGGUCAUCGUCCAGUCUUCAUUGGCACCUGUCUCCUCGUCGGAUUCUGGUUCAUCGUCUCCGUCACCUCCAGCAAAGACGGGAACCGGGGCUGUUGCCCCUAAUCGACAGCUUGUGACAUCUCCGGAUGUUGGACCGGUGCGCCGGCUCGACGAUUCCGCCGUGUUGCACGUGGCUGACGCGAAGCGGCUCCGUGACGCGACUUCUCCUGCGAUUACCAGGACCGGCUCAAUAGCAGUGCGUCUCGUCGUUCCAGCUUGGGGCUACAACUACGCUGUUCGCACCGCAUCCAGAUUUGCCAUCACCCGCGACGACGCUAUUGCUGUGGACGUAUGUGUGAAGUUGGAGUCUCUGCCUUCAGGAGCCAAGCCGCUGUACGAACUAAUCUCACAGCAUCAGUUGUUCGGACGUUUCGACGACGACUCUCUAGCUGCAAUCAUUCUCGACACCGUCUACGGAACGCGAGUCACUCCACUCGGGUCUGCUGGCCCUCAACCAAAGCAUGUUUACGUUUCGGUCCACGGCCGUUCCUUCCCACUGCGUUCUGACCAGAUCGCGGCGCUACAGAUGGAUGAUCGACACCUACUCAUCCUUGCGAUCCAGGCUGCUUUUGGUACUGGUAAAACCUUGAUUGCAGCUCUCAUCGCGAUACGCACACACCUCGUAACCGCUGAACACCAACAAGUCAUCGCCACCACCAUGACCAACACUGCAGCAGCCCAGUUUACGGACACAGCCUAA
Haemonchus placei is the source of this 882-nucleotide messenger RNA. Lineage: Eukaryota; Metazoa; Nematoda; Chromadorea; Rhabditida; Trichostrongylidae. The record is from the annotation of a GenBank genome assembly.